UCAUCAGCAAGAGAACGUCAAAAAACAAAAUAUCAUUAUAGCCGAGUUUUCUGGACAAAUUCAUUUAGGACACGUGUACUUGCUGUAUUUAGUGUUGAUUGAAUCACGAUUGCUUCAUUAUUUAGAACAUACAGAAAUCGGUGACUUCAUAGAGUCAGUGUUGUUUUGAACUUAGUUGAAAAGCGGCAAAAUGUCGGAAUUCAAGGACUGGUACAACAGUGUACCGUUUUUCACUCGUUACUGGUUAACGUUUACAAUAGCUUUAAGUAUUAUUGGAAGAUUUGGAAUUAUAAGUUAUAGAACCUUGAUUCUUGAUUUCUAUCCAUUCAUAAGCCAGUUUCAGAUAUGGCGACCUAUCACAGCUCUAUUCUAUUACCCAAUAGGUCCUUCCACUGGCUUCCAUUUCCUAAUAAAUUGUUACUUCCUCUACAAUUAUUCACAAAGACUCGAAACGGGCAUGUUUGCUGGCAAACCAGCAGACUACUUCUACAUGCUGCUGUUUAAUUGGUUGAACUGUGUUAUCAUUGGAAUAUUGGUUAAUUUGCCGAUCCUAAUGGACCCUAUGGUGCUGUCAGUGCUAUAUGUAUGGUGUCAGCUCAACAAGGAUGUGAUUGUGUCAUUCUGGUUCGGCACUCGCUUUAAAGCUAUGUAUCUGCCAUGGGUACUUCUUGUGUUCAACCUCGUUAUUAGUGGAGGUGGUGUUAUGGAAUUGCUGGGUAUCCUUAUUGGACAUCUUUCGUUCUUCCUGUUGUUCAAAUAUCCUCAAGAAUUUGGCGGUCCAGCUCUUCUCACUCCACCGGCUUUCUUAAAGCAAAUCUUCCCCGACACGAGGUACGUUGGCGGUUUUGGUACUGCACCUCAGGCAAGGGUGCCCACGAGACCGGGCGGUACCGUCUUUGGUGGACAUAACUGGGGCCGUGGUCAAGCUCUAGGAGGCAACUGAGGAGACGUGAACAAACCAAAUAAACUUUUAUCACAAGUGAAUGCAUCGAAUUUUAUUAAUUUAAAUUUAUAGCGUAUGUUCUGUAUACGUCUGUGGAACAAACUUGACAGGAAUAGUUAAAAAUGAUGAAAUGAUAAACUUACAAAGAAAUAUAUUUAAAAGUAUUAAAUAUACAAAUGGUUAACAUUAACGUUGGAUCCGCUUUAGAUCCGAUUUUUGAUAGCUAACAAUUGUACCUAACUAAAAAAUGUUAAAUUAAAAUCAUUAUCAAAACAAAAAAGGCAUUUAUUUACGUUUUAAAAAACGAUUAUAUAAAUUUAACCUGAAUUGUUGUAUUGUGUGUAUGACAUGUGUGUAUUAGAGUACUAUAAAUAAUUCCUUUGAUUCACAACGCCGCAAAAAAAAAAAGUAGUCUAAAAAGUAACAAUGACCAGCAAAGAAUAAAAUAAUUAUUCUUGAUAGAUAAUAUGAUUUCUAGUUUUAAGUUUUAUAAAACUUUUUAAAAGCAAUUUCUUCCUUAUCUUAUUUUGUAUGUGUGAGAAAUUAAUUAAAAUGAUAUUAAGUAGCUGGUAUUCCAGUUUCUCUUAUUUUUUUUUUGCCAUUUUGCUAAAAUAAAAUAUCGUCGUUUUAUAUUAUUUUUUAUUUAUCCAAACCAUUGUGUGGGUAGCGUUAUCGUUUAAAACUUCAAUUAUACAAAAAAAAAAAAGAUUUUAAUGUCUCUUCUUUAUCAGAAAGAGAAAUAAGUGUUUAAGUCCAGGCAUAUUUUACUGGCAUUAGCGAACCCAAUUCAAAUAAUAAUAUAUAUCAUAUAUAAAAAUAUAUCAGUUUAUUACCGAUGAUAUAUAUUAUUAAUUAGGUUAAUGUCUCAUUUCUACAAUUCGGAAAAAAAUCUAAUUAAAGUUUUAUGUAUUUGUGCAGUAAUAUUAUUCAAAUGUAUAUUUCUUCAUAUACAUCUUAAUAGAUGUAAUAAAUCUUAACGAUAUUAAUAUAUCAACGUAUUUAUUACAAUAAGGUGAUGUAGAAAAUUACAACUUUUGUUUGAUCAAUUCACCGCCAAGAGUGUAAUGAAAAUUAAUUUGGUUUUUAUUCCAUUUCUCAUGCGAAAUAAAAAUGUAAAUACAUUUGAAAUUGUUUAAAUACAUGAGAUCCUUGGUAGUUUUAAUAUUUGCGUGUAUUUAAUAUGUUGAUAAUAUAUAUUUAUUGUUGAAAUAUACAAUAACAGAUGUAUUAAAGGUAGAAAUAAAGGUAAUUUUCCUUAAAAAAGUAUAUGAUAGA
Molecule: messenger RNA, 2218 nt
Organism: Vanessa atalanta (red admiral)
Lineage: Eukaryota; Metazoa; Arthropoda; Insecta; Lepidoptera; Nymphalidae
Gene: Der-1
Product: derlin-1
Exons: 5
Coding region: 191-943 (250 amino acids)
Biological process (GO): endoplasmic reticulum unfolded protein response
Cellular component (GO): Hrd1p ubiquitin ligase ERAD-L complex; endoplasmic reticulum membrane
Molecular function (GO): ubiquitin-specific protease binding; misfolded protein binding
Source: RefSeq, a predicted model, not a curated record